AGCUAAAGCAUUCAACCCAUUUCUGAUUUCAUGUCUUCCAAGUGGAGUGCUGAUGGUUGCCGAGUGGAGGAUGGCGCACUCUUGGCAGGCAUGACGAGGGAAGGGUCAUUACAGUGUUUCACCACUGGUUUUGUCAGCGUGAGGAAAGACCUUGGUUGUUUUCAAUGCGACAAUAGGAUUUCCUGAACAUUAAUUGAUGUUGAUGCAAACGGAUGAACAUGCCAACUGGAGCACUAACGGAACAACCAUCAUCAGCAGCUGCCAUAUCAGCGAACUUUCCGUCUGUGGAUAUUCCUGAAACAUGUGGGUCUCGAGAUCCAAAAGUGGCAGGUGGCUUCGAUGUGUGGAUAAAGGAGAAUCCUCAGCUGGAGAGCCAGGCAUACAAUGAAAUCAAGAAAUGUGGCAAAUGCGGCAAAGCCUGUGCAGUGACAAUGACACUCUGCAAUGGGUGUGGAGCGUCAUUGGCUGAAGUCCCUGUGUCCAAGAGUCCAAACCUCUUUAUGGCGUUCAUUUAUGGGGUGGAGAAGGUUUCAGCUACCGGCUUUCCUUUGAAGAUCUCAAUGCGCCUGGAGACAAGGGACAUCAUGGUGUUUGAUGAUCCACUGGCCAUUACCCGCGCUCAUGUUCUUUCUGUGCCGACAAACGUAUACUGUCCUGACGUUAGACAUCUCUUUUGCGACCCUGGCCCAGCCCUAGCCCUAUUGGACAAAAUGGAGGAGUCUGCCUGGACUGCAUUGGCACAGGGUCCUUUGGCGUCUGCCGAAUGGAGGAAAAAAGCUUUGUCGGCAGCGGGAUAUGAGAUGCCACUAGAAGCUCUACGUGAACAUGUCAUAAUGGCUUUCAACCUGCCUCCUUCGCAAUACCAGCUGCAUCUCCAAUUUAUGCUUCCACCUUUGUUGCCCUCUCAUUUGGGCGUUUUUAGAAGUGGUGCCCAUUUUGUGCACUUGCGACACUUUCCCUUGGCUUAUGUCAGAGAAGCCCUGAAGAAAAUGCAAGCAGCUGGCUUGGCCUUUCCUGACGCUUCAAACCUGACUGCUCCAGAGCUGGUGCAGCGAAUCUCCUCGACGUUUUCUGAGAUUGAUUACAGCAGAGCUCACGGUGUGGACAUGGAGCGCCUGGAGAAGAGCAAUGCGCUCCUGGCAAACUAUGAUCCGGCAGACUUUACCCAUGCAGUGAAAGGAGAUGAAGUCACUGAUAAGCACACCUUAAAGAAAAUUGAGGGCCUUUCCGCUAAAGAGCUGGAUGCUGCUGACAAGCUGUCCCUCCAGGGAUACGGCCGUCCUUAUGUUGGUGGCAAGCCAGGUGGUGUGUAUUAUUCAUACGCUCGUUCACCAGAGCCUUUGCCAUCCUUGGCCUCGAAAUCAAGCGCCUGUGGCGCAUGUGAUAUUGGCAUUUGUACUGUUGCUUGAGUUUCAUGGUAAAAAAGGCGCAUAAAGCAUUGCUUCUUUGAAUUUGGAACACUGUCAAGCAUUCAGUGGCCACCUUCCAGCUUCAACAAACGCGAAGACAAUAGUCCG
This is a messenger RNA of Durusdinium trenchii, 1517 nucleotides long. The record is from the annotation of a GenBank genome assembly. Lineage: Eukaryota; Dinophyceae; Suessiales; Symbiodiniaceae.